AAAAGGGAGAGAAGGGGAAAAAAGGGGGUUGCGGCGCCGCAGCCCCAUCGGGGAGGCAGUAGCCGGUCCCCCGGCGCGCUCCUGCCCCGGCCCGGCUGGGCUACCCGGGCCUGGCCAUUCGCUGACGCAGUCGCCAGCGAGCCCCAAGCCUGGGCCCGGCCCGAGGGCUGCAGGCCGGGGAGCCGGGCAGGAUCCGUCCCUGCCCCGCAGGCUACCCGGCGCGGCGUGGAGGACAGCGGGGCCCGGCGCAGAGCCUGGCAUUUAUUUGUUUUUAAUUAUUUUUUUUCCCCCAUUCAGACACUUAUUUCAAACUAACGUGAUGGGAACAACCACGCUGGGGUUUGUCCUGCUCCCGGCCGCGCGCUGUCCUGCCUGAUUUAGGGGAUUUUAGCGUAUUUAUCUCCCCGGUGCCGAUUUCCAUCCCCCCAGCCCAGCCCCGGGCAUCCCGGCGGCGGCGCUGGGAACCGCGGCUCCGCGGCCGGGCAGCACCCGACGGAGCCGGCCCCAUCGCCGAGCCCUUCCCGCACUCCGUCCUCGCUCGCCCCCCCCGCAUCCCUGCAUACCCCGGCGGGACCCCCCUAUUUUGCCGUCCCCGCCCCGCAGGGGCGUGCAGAGCCCGGGCGGGGAAAGCCCCCACGGAGCUGCCGGGCGAGGAUGCUGCGGGCGGGGGAAGGAGGGGGGGCGGAGGAGGGGGUCUGCGCCUCUCCCCCCACCCCACCCCCCCGGGCCGGCUCCGUUUGGGGCCGGGGGUGCGGUUUGGGGGCGGUGUGGGGCGGCGGGAUUGGCUGGCCCGGCCGCCGGCCCCGCUCGCCCCGGCCCGUCUGCGGCGCCGCGGCCAGCUGGCGCCAGCGCUCAUAUAGGAUGCGCGGGGAUGGGACCGAGCCGGCCAGAGCAGCGGCUUUGCCAUCUGAGUAACACCCUCCAUCCAGCCUCCUCCCGCGCUCGCUCUGCCUUCCCGCCCCCCCCCCUUUCUCCCUCCUCGUUUUUUUUCUUUUUUUUUUUUUUUUUUUAUUAUUUUUUUCUCCCCCUCUCCGCGGCACUCGCAUCCUCCGAGCAGGCAUCCAUCACCACCCACCCCGCCGAGGCACCCUGCCUCCCGCGCCGGGUGCUGCCCCGGCGCUCCCCGGGACCCGCCGCUGCCACCCGCCCGCUGACAGAGGGACACGCUGACUCCGGGGGUCCGUCCCCCCCCUUCUGAGGGCGCACUCCAGUCACCCGGCGAUUUUCUCUUUUAAGAAAAGCCACUCCGACUCCUAAAAGCCACCUCCCGAGCAGCACCACCGCCCCCUCCCCACCGAGCGCCGCUCGCUCCUGGUCCGGGGGUGGGUGGGAGGGGAGGCCCGAGGCCAUGGAGGUGGCCACGGACCAGCCUCGCUGGAUGGCCCACCACGCCGUGCUCAACGGGCAGCACCCCGAGAGCCACCAUCCCGGACUGGCUCACAACUACAUGGAACCAGCGCAGCUCCUACCUCCGGACGAAGUCGAUGUCUUCUUCAACCACCUGGAUUCCCAGGGCAACCCCUACUACGCCAAUUCUGCUCAUGCCCGGGCCAGGGUCUCCUACAGCCAGGCACACGCCCGCCUGACGGGGAGUCAAAUGUGCCGGCCUCAUCUUAUCCACAGCCCCGGGAUCCCUUGGCUGGACAGCAGCAAGGCGGCACUGUCUGCCCAUCACCACAACCCCUGGACCGUCAACCCCUUCACCAAGACACCCCUGCACCCCUCGGCAGCCGGAGCCCCCGGGGCCAUCUCGGUGUACCCAGGCAGCAGCACCUCCAGCACUGCCUCCGUCUCUUCGCUCACCCCAGCCUCACACUCCAGCUCCCACCUCUUCGGCUUCCCCCCGACCCCUCCCAAGGAAGUGUCCCCGGACCCCAACUCCACCAGCGCUGCCUCCCCUUCAUCCUCCGCCGGGGCCCGGCAGGAGGACAAAGACAGCAUCAAGUACCAAGUGUCGCUGUCGGAGGGAAUGAAGAUGGAGAGUGCCAGCCCGCUCAGAAGCAGCCUCACCAGCAUGGGGGCCCAGCCCUCCACCCACCACCCCAUCCCCACCUACCCCUCCUACGUGCCGGCUGCCCACGACUACAGCAGCAGCCUCUUCCACCCAGGCAGCUUCCUGGGGGGCCCCGCGUCCAGCUUCACCCCCAAGCCGCGAAGCAAGGCCAGAUCCUGUUCGGAAAGAAAUCCGGUUUCUUCGUGUUUCCAUUUAGAAGGCAGAGAGUGUGUGAACUGUGGAGCAACUGCUACCCCUCUCUGGAGAAGAGACGGCACCGGGCAUUACCUGUGUAACGCCUGCGGGCUCUACCACAAAAUGAAUGGUCAAAACCGACCUCUCAUUAAACCUAAACGAAGGCUGUCAGCGGCUAGGAGAGCAGGGACUUGUUGUGCCAACUGUCAGACAACCACCACGACCUUAUGGCGACGUAACGCAAACGGGGACCCAGUUUGUAAUGCCUGCGGACUCUACUAUAAAUUGCACAAUGUGAACAGGCCUCUGACCAUGAAAAAGGAAGGAAUUCAGACCAGGAAUAGGAAAAUGUCCAACAAAUCAAAGAAGAGCAAGAAAGGCUCUGAGUGUUUUGAGGAACUGUCCAAGUGCAUGCAGGAGAAAUCGUCUCCUUUCAGCGCUGCUGCCCUUGCUAGUCACAUGGCGCCCAUGGGGCAUUUGCCGCCUUUCAGCCACUCUGGACACAUCCUACCAACACCUACCCCCAUCCACCCAUCUUCCAGCAUCUCAUUUGGACAUCCACACCCAUCCAGCAUGGUUACAGCCAUGGGAUAAAACCCGACAACCAAGAGACCCACCCAGAGAUGAAGAACAUGGGGCUUUGCCUAAGAUGACACCAAGUAAGAAAAUGUUCUGCCAAGAGGAGCAUGUAGGGAUGGCAAAAGGGAAUCUUUGCUCCCAUGUGGUUUGACUCUUAAUGCUGGACUAAAACCUUGCAAAUGAUGGGUCUUCUGCAGAAACGUGUAGUGGUGCCUGUAAUGCACUUUGCCCCCUCAGGUAUUAGGAAAAAGAACUCACCUGUUCGAUACGUAAUGGUCCAGCAGGAAGCAAAAAGGUGGCAGAAGCUGAAGGAAAAGGCUUGGAACUGGCUUUCCUUUCUCUCUUUGUUAUUACUGUGAAUAUUGUAAAGAGAUAUAAGCAGCCUCGCAGGAUGGAAUCGGCUUACUGGAAGCCAGACAUGCUGGAUUUCUAUCGUGGACUCUGUUUGGGAUGGGGAAAAAAUAAUAAAAAAAAAAAUUAAAGAAGGACAACUUUAUAAAGACGUAAUUUUUAAAAUGAAAUCAGACACAAAGUCAUAUUUAUUUUGCUCUUGUUUUCCACAAAAAGCCUCAACCCUCUGAUUGCAUGUUUUUGUGCUGUUGUUUGCAAUGGUAAGAAAACCUGCCUUCAAAACAAGGGGGAGAGGGGGGAACAUAUGCAACAGCCCCCCUUGGAUUAGCUCCAUCUAUCUUCCAUACCAAAAUAUCUACUAGGAAGAGGGAAAAGACUGGGGAGGGGAACAAAGCAAAGAUGUAACUGUAAUACGGGAUUUUAAUGUGCCCAAGGUGGUGACUAUUUUGACACAAUUUCUUCAUUCUUCUCCCUAACGUGAAAGAUUUGUUUUUGAAAAAAAAAAAAACAAA
Chroicocephalus ridibundus (black-headed gull) is the source of this 3630-nucleotide messenger RNA. RefSeq names its product GATA binding protein 2 (gene GATA2). Gene Ontology annotation, biological process: positive regulation of angiogenesis; positive regulation of transcription by RNA polymerase II; negative regulation of transcription by RNA polymerase II. Bases 1349 to 2782 code for a protein of 477 amino acids. Lineage: Eukaryota; Metazoa; Chordata; Aves; Charadriiformes; Laridae. Gene Ontology annotation, cellular component: nucleus. The transcript is spliced from 6 exons. Gene Ontology annotation, molecular function: zinc ion binding; DNA-binding transcription factor activity, RNA polymerase II-specific; RNA polymerase II cis-regulatory region sequence-specific DNA binding. The record is from RefSeq and is a predicted model, not a curated record.